Daldinia loculata is the source of this 1219-nucleotide messenger RNA. Its product is annotated as P-loop containing nucleoside triphosphate hydrolase protein. The transcript has 4 exons. Lineage: Eukaryota; Fungi; Ascomycota; Sordariomycetes; Xylariales; Hypoxylaceae. The record is from RefSeq and is a predicted model, not a curated record. The coding region runs from base 169 to 1137 and encodes 322 amino acids.
CAGUCGCAACUUGCAAGUUCGAUAAAUAAAUGCAAUUGACUUGCUUUUCGAUACUUUCAGCCACCAAUUACUUUAUGCGUGGCGCGCCGUACAAGUGAAAGAAGCAAACAUUUAUACUUAUUGUCUCAUUUAAAACUCGGAUUGCAACAUCGAGGCUCGAUAUCCACCAUGUCUAACAAGCCUGUCUUCCUAGCCACGCACCCACGGGCAUGCUCUACCGCCUUCGAAAGGGUGUUUAUGACCCGUCGGGACGUCCUAACAUGCGCCCAUGAGCCAUUUGGUGAUAGCUAUUACUACGGUCCUGAGAGACUUGGCGAGCGCUAUGCCAAUGAUGAGGCCGCUAGGGAGAGUAGUGGCUUUUCUAAGACCACCUAUCGUGAUGUCUUAGACCGGCUGGAAAAAGACGGCAGCGAGGGCAAGCGUGUCUUCAUCAAAGACAUGGCUUAUUACUUGAUGCCUCCAAACUCGCAGCCUGCGGUAAUCCCCAAGUCCCUACGCAAGGGUGAUAGUUACUCAGAAAAGGGGAACCCAACAGUGUUACCCCUCGACAUCCUGAAGAACUUUCACUGGACAUUCCUUAUCCGUCAUCCGCGACGAGCAAUUCCUUCAUAUUUCCGAUGCUGUGUGCCUCCGCUAGACGAGGUUACCGGUUUCAAGGAAUUCCUCCCUAGUGAGGCAGGUUACGUGGAGCUCCGCCGGCUGUUUGACUAUUUGCGAGAGCAGAACAUAAUUGGCCCGACGCUAGCUGGAGAAUCAAACGGGAAUAAGGCCGAUGGUGGAGUUACCAUCACUGUUAUCGAUGCCGAUGAUCUUCUUGACCAUCCGAAUCCCGUCGUUAAGGCAUUCUGCAAGGAGACCGGGAUCGAAUUCACACCGGAGAUGCUUACUUGGGAGGACGCUGAAAACCAGGACUACGUCUCGGAAGCUUUUGCCAAGUGGAACGGUUUCCACAACGAUGCUAUCCACAGCAAGAGUCUCACAGCCAGGACUCAAGCCCACAAAACUGUCACCGAGGAAUCUGAGAAUGAGGAAUGGCGACAGAAAUAUGGCAAAGAGGCCCAGGAGCAAAUCAGAACCUGUGUGGAUGAGAAUAUUCCACACUACGAUUAUCUCAAGACCUUCGCUAUGAAGUUUUAGAUUGCCGGCAAGUCUAUACACAUAGGUACCUACCUAGAUAGUACACUUGAAUACAGUAUUUCUAGAUUUUGUAAAGUGUAUC